Manis javanica (Malayan pangolin) is the source of this 3399-nucleotide messenger RNA. The record is from RefSeq and is a predicted model, not a curated record. NCBI's taxonomy places the organism in Eukaryota, Metazoa, Chordata, Mammalia, Pholidota, Manidae.
CUAACUAAAGAAGAAAAUCAAAUAGACGUAAAGUUCUUACCUAACAUCGGUAAAUAUGUAAAGCUAGAGAACCCUUCAGCACAUAAUAAUAUUAAGGAUGCAGCAGAAGAAAAGAAUUCUGAGGCUAAUGAAGUAAUAAAUAAAAGUAAAUCAGUAACUUUAAGUUGCAUAAAAGAAAAUGUAAGUUUUAGUACAGAGCAAAAUUAUAAUGCAACUUGUAUAGCUCACACAAAGGUGAAAACUGACAUAGUUAUUUCUAUUUUAGAAUCAAAUGUGAAGCACUUUUUAAAUGUUGAUAUCUACAAACCAGAUAACUCUACUUUAUGUGGUUAUAAAAGAGAUCUGGACAUAAAUUUUCCUACAGAAAAAGGGACAGUGUCUAAUGAGAGCUCUAAACCAGAUGUUACAGGAAAUUUCCUUAUGGACCCAUUAAAUCUAACUCUGAUAACAAGCAAAAAGUGUACCAGUAUUCCUCAAUUAUUAUCACCUGCUACAGUGACAGAUAGUGAGGGAGAAUCUUCCCAAUCUUACUUGGAUAAACAGAGAAUUACUGCUGUAAAUUCUGUUGUAGCAUCCACCAGUGUAUCACACUGUCAGCAAGGAUGUGGUGCAGAGGAGCUUCUACAGACAGAACAAUGCUCUUCAAAUAACUGCUUUCACAUUGACAGGAAUGAAAUAAAUGUUACUGAGAAUUCCGAGUUGGGUCUUCCAUCAAUAACUGAAGAAAGUAUGAGUUAUGGGAAAAAUACAAUGGCACUAUUUCCCAAUGAUAGUUCUUUGCCCUUAAAAGAUAAUAUAAAGAGUUCUUCAAAAAAAUGGAUAGCAAAGAAAGACAUUCAGGACAGAAAAAUGUGGGAAGUUAAACAAGCAGAAAAAGCAAAAGAUUCAAAUCACAAAAAAAGCACCUCUGAAGGAUCAGCUAAGACUGACAACAAAAGUGAAAAGUUUUUAGAAGACUCCUACUUAAGUGAGAAAACAGUUAAAAACAGUUUGAUCGAUUCUCAUCUAAGCAUUAAGAAUACUACUGAGGUAGUCUCUUUGAAUAACACAGUUUCUAAUAAAUUUAACAAAAGAGAAAAAGAGGGGAAAUUUAAAGUUAGUAAAGACUCUCAAUCUGACUGUACGUUACAUUCAGAAACAGCCUAUAAUUCCAGACCAGGCAUUGUAGGGAUGAAUCGUGUGCCUAUUUCACAUGCUCACUCUGAAAUCUCCAAAGUCACUACUCAGAAGCAGCCUACAUCAUACAUGAAUGAAUUAAAAGAAAAACAUUGCUCAGCUAAUCCUUCGGCUCUCAUAGCUAGUAGGCUGGCUCAAAUUUUGAGGAGGGCAGAUGAAGCAUCAUCAUUGCAGAUUCUGCAAGAAGAAACUAAGGUUUGUCAAAAUAUUCUUCCUUUAUUUGUUGAAGCUUUUGAAAGAAAGCAAGAAUGUUCACUUGAACAAAUCUUGAUUUCAAGAGAGCUAUUGGUAGAACAAAAACUGUGGAAUAAUUACAAACACAAAUUAAAACCAUGUGCUCUUGACUCCUUGGUGGAACUCCAAAUGGUGAUGGAAACUAUUCAAUUCAUUGAAAACAAAAAAAGGCUCUUAGGAGGUGACCCAACGUUCAGAAGCUUGCUUUGGUACGAUGAGACAUUGUACAGUGAGCUGCUUGGCGGGCCACGUGGAUUUCAACAACAAUCCAAUUUCUAUCCUGCUUUUCAAGGAAGAUUGAAAUACAAUGCUUUCUGUGAGUUGCAGAACUAUCAUGAUCAAUUAAUUGAAUUGUUUGAAGAAACCAAAAGGGGAAAAAAUUCAUACUACAAAUUCUUAAAAUACAAACGACAGAUUAAUGAGUGUGAAGCAAUAAUGAAGCAGUGUUCUGAUUGCUUUGACUUUUCUCUUUCUGUUCCAUUUGCCUGUGGAGUUAACUUUGGAGAUAGUUUAGGAGACCUAGAAAUCUUAAGAAAAAGUACUUUAAAGCUGAUCAGUGUGUAUGGAGACUCUCCUAAAGUGGAUUCAUAUCCAGAAAAACAAGACCAUCUGUGGAUUAUCAUAGAAAUGAUCACCUCAAAAGUUAAUUUUAUCAAGAGCAAUGAGGCAAUAAAUAUUAAAAUAUCUCUUUAUGGUCUGGAACAUAUCUUUUUUGAUGCUGCAAAAAGUCUUGUUUGGAAAGAAAAGAGACAAUGUUUCAGUAGGAAACACUCAGGAAAGAAGAACAAAGAAAUGCUACUGAAAAUGAAUCAAUAUGCUUUUUCUAAGUUGGAGGAGAUAAAUGAUACAUUGUCUAAGGAUUUCAGCAGUGAACAAAUUCCCAGUAUUGGGCUUGAGAAUACUCUGAUUGCUUCCAGAAAGUCAGAUGGUCUAAUAAACAAAGCAAUGAUUAACAUAGAAAACUGUAUGUUUAACAGUACUUUGCCUUCACACCCAGAUAUCUGUUGUAUUAAUGAAAUUUUGCAUCAGGCUGAACUUGCAGACUUAAAAAAAUUACAGGAACUCACUUUGAGAUGUACCAAUCACUUAGAAAUUUUAAAAAAAUGGUUUCAGGUGCUGCAAGAAGAUAACAUAGAAAAUAUUUUUAUCACAGAAGAAAAUGUUUUGGAUAUAAAAAACUACAACUAUGGGGCUACAAUUUUAAAACCGGAAGCCAUAGAAACCUACAUUGAAAUUGUCAUGCUCUCAGAAACAGUUCACUUUCUUAAAAACUCAAUGGCAAAGAAACAAGACAAACAGAGGUUUCGAGGUAUGCUUUGGUUUGAUCUGUCACUUCUUCCUGAGCUGCUUCAAUGCCAAGAAAAAAUGGCUUCUUUUUCCUUUGUUAAAGACAAUUCAACAGAUUGCCUUUGGCGAGUGAUAGAGAGUGCUAUUUCUAAACUUAAGAAAGACCUGGAUAUUAUCUACAAAUACAGUGAAGCUGUUAAUUGUUCAUAUGCUCUUCAUUUGCUCUCAAGAGAACUUGAAGAACUUUCAGAAAUAAAAAACCUUAUAAGGAAGUGUGACUAUCCUAUUUCCACAUAUAUUGACUUUGUGCCGUAUAUAGCAUCCCUUAAUUACGGAAGCACUGUAACAGAGUUAGAAUACAACUACAAUCAGUUUUCUACACUGCUCAAAAAUGUAAUGGNAGAUAUGAAGAUAAAGUGUUCAGAAAAUGCUGAAUUAACCAUUUCCUUUAUCCUGUGCCAAAUGAUACACAACAGAAAGAAGGCUCUACAACUGAAGAGAAAAGAAAAAAUGGAUAUUCCCAUAAAACCUACAGAAAGUAUCAAUAAAUCCAGUGCUUGUGUGAAGGUACCCUCAGUUGCAGAGUGGGUAAUGAAAAACAUUUCUGAUUCCUCUAGAAAACGACCUAUCACCUACAACAACUAUGAAGACUCUCAGGAACAAGAGAAAAACACUACAGUUUCCAGCUGUAAAAAACAAAAG